Molecule: messenger RNA, 6710 nt
Organism: Oenanthe melanoleuca
Lineage: Eukaryota; Metazoa; Chordata; Aves; Passeriformes; Muscicapidae
Gene: KCTD7
Product: potassium channel tetramerization domain containing 7
Exons: 6
Coding region: 222-1091 (289 amino acids)
Biological process (GO): protein homooligomerization
Molecular function (GO): protein binding
Source: RefSeq, a predicted model, not a curated record
GACGCGGGGGCGCGGCCGCUCCCCCGGGCCGGAGCGGAGCCGGAGCGGAGCCGCAGCCGCGGGCGGGCACAAGGAGGACUCCUGUCAGCCCAGCUGUUUCACUGCUCCCUGAACAGGUGAAGCCAGCCCUGAGAGGGACUUCACUCACCUUUUAAUGAACACCAAAAAACAGCACUGCCACGGCCUCCUACCCAGCAGAGCUGCUCCCCAGAGCCAGAGGGAUGGUGGUAGUCACGGGGCAGAGCAAAGCGAGUGCCACCCCGGAUGAUGCCAUGUCGAGCUCGGAUGCAGAGGAUGAUUUCCAAGAGCCGGCCACUCCCACCGCCAGCCAGGCAGGACAGGCGCUACCUCUGCUGCCUCAGCAGUUCCCAGAAGUUGUCCCCCUGAACGUGGGGGGGAUGUUUUUCACCACCAGGCUGUCGACGCUGCGCAGGUACGAGGACACCAUGCUGGCAGCCAUGUUCAGUGGCAGGCACUACAUCCCCACCGACGCCGAGGGCAGGUACUUCAUCGACAGGGAUGGCACCUACUUUGGAGACAUACUAAACUUCCUACGAUCUGGUGACCUGCCCCCCCGAGAGCGAGUGAGGUCAGUGUACAAGGAGGCUCAGUAUUAUUCCAUAGGACCCUUGCUAGACAAUCUAGAGGAUAUCCAGCCUCUUAAAGGAGAAAAAGUUAGACAAGCUUUCCUGGGCCUAAUGCCAUAUUACAAAGAGCACCUGGAGCGGAUCAUCGAGAUCGCCAAGCUGCGGGCCAUGCAGAGGAAGGCCAGGUUUGCCAAGCUGAAGGUGUGUGUGUUCAAGGAGGAGAUGCCCAUCACCCCCUACGAGUGCCCCCACUUCAACUCGCUGCGCUUCGAGCGCAGCGAGAGCGAGCCCAAGCUCUUUGAGCACCACUGCGAGGUGGACGUGUCCUUCGGGCCCUGGGAGGCCGUGGCUGAUGUCUACGACCUGCUGCACUGCAUUGUCACUGACCUGUCUGCCAGGGGCAUCACUGUGGACCACCAGUGCAUUGGGGUGUGUGACAAGCACCUCAUCAACCACUACUACUGCAAGCGCCCCAUCUACGAGUUCAAGAUCACCUGGUGGUGAGCUGGGCUCACUGCGGGCUCCCAGAGGACAAAGGUUCUUUCAGGAUCGUCUGGUGGUGAGUUGUGGUGGCACAGAGAGGGGUGGAAGGACUUCUAGAGGACAAAGGUUCUUUCAAGAUCACCUGGUGGUGAGUUGUGGUGGCACAGAGAGGGGUGGAAAUACUUCUAGAGGACAAAGGUUCUUUCAGGAUCGUCUGGUGGUGAGUUGUGGUGGCACAGCAAGGGGUGGAAGGACUUCUAGAGGACAAUUGUCCUGUAAAAAAGCACCUGGUGGUGAGUGUGAAAGGACUCCCAGAGGACAAACGUUCUUUCAAGAUCACUGGUGGUGAGUUGUGGUGGCACAGAGGACUUCUAGAAAUGAAACAUCUUGAAAUAUUCUUUCAGGAUCACCUGGUGGUGAGGUGUUGUGGCACAGCAAGGGGUGGAAGGACUUCUAGAGGACAAAUGUCCUGUAAAAAAGCACAUGGUGAUGAGUGUGAAAGGACUCCUAGAAGAUAAAUGUUCUUUCAAAAUUAUCUGGUGGUGAGUUGUGGUGGCACAGAGGAUUCCUAGAGGACAAAUCUUCUUUCAAAAAAUCACCUGGUGGUAUGAAAAAACUCCUAGAAGACAAAUGUUCUUUCAAAUUCAUCUGGUGGUGAGUAUGAAAGGACUCCUAGAGGACAAAUGUUCUUUCAAGAUCUCCUGGUGGUGAGUUGUGGUGGCACAGAGAAGGGUGAGAGGAUUCCUAGAGGACAGAUGUUCUUGGCAGGUGUGUGUCUGCUCACAUUCCUUGGGAUCAGCCUGCUGGCAGGGGUUGGGAAAACCUCUGGAAACUUGAAAAACCAGCCUGAAAUCAGACUGUUGGCUCAGGUACCUUAACGAGGCACAAAACAAAUUCACCUCAUGGGAAGGAUGGAGGGGAGUGGCUGAACAUCUGCUGAAAGGUGCCACCAACCACGUGGCUUUGGGAUGGAAUUGCAGAUUUUUCCUGCAUUUUUGGGAAUCUGGGGUGCUACUAAAGCUUUACCUUCUUAGAAAUGUUUUAGUUCCUCCUUCAACUUUAUAAAAUUUGACUCACACCCAGCACAAAGAUUCUGGAAAUGUCAUUUUGAUGUAUUAGAUAAUUUAAAAAAAAAAGAAAAAAAGGAUAUUCCCUAUAUAUAUAAUUAAUUGUUGUCAGGGUUAAGCUGUAUUCCUUUUUUAAUUAAGGAUCUAUGUUGUGAAUUAUAAUGUUAUACUUCAAUUAUUUCUGUUGCUAUCAAAAGGAAUAGCAGAUCUGGAAUAUAUUCCUUAAUGCUUUUAGGAAUAAUAACUGUUCUUGGAAGACUUGUGCCUGUUUUUAGCCUUAGAAGUUCUAAAUGUUUACAAUAUCUACAAAAAAAAGCUCUUUAGAACCAGGUCAUUUACAAAGGCUUUUGGUAAAUGAGAAAACCCUGUCUGUAUGUUCCUAUUAGCAGUGGUAAGAGGAAUAUUUAAUGUAUAUUAUUUUAUUACUGACUCUUUUUACAUUCUGUGAUAUUAAACUUUAUUUUAGACUUAAAGUCAGAUGAUAUUAAACAAGUGCUUCCUUCACCUCACCUUUUCCAGACAAUUUAACCUUCAUUUUAUCCUUCUUGUUGACCCUUCUUGGUGUCACAGAAGGAGAAACAAAAUUCAGACUUCAUAUUCAGAUACUUCUCCACUCUAAAGCAGUAGGAAAUUUCUUUCCAUGCUGGAAGAGGCAGCCACUGCAGAAUUAUAAUUUCUCCAGAAGAUCAUUUUUGUAUUUCUGCCAUGAGCAACCACAUCCCAAAUUUCAACUACUGAAUUCAGCCCAAAAUUAAAGGGAGAAAAAUCUGAAAAUCUUAUUGUUUUGUGAGGUACAGAAAACUCCAACCUGCUUGAAGAGGCUUCAAAAUAAUCUUAAAGAAAGAGACAAAGUACAUAUUUGCAUAUUGCAUUCCAUUGGAUUAAUUAAUCCAAGAAUAUUGCUUAAUUAAACUUCUGACCAAAAUUCUUAAGAAACAUUAAUAAAUUCUCAGGUUUCUGAGGCAAUUUUUAGAAUAACUCAAAGAACUUAAGGAUCAAAUUGUCUUGCAGAAAAACAGCCCUUUUUUUUUUUUAAAAGUUAAACUGAGUUAAACUUCCCCUGCAAGGAGGGCAAGUUUUGCUUGGUUUCUUUGUUGCCUUCAUUUUUUCUUUCUUUCCAAGGAAUCUAAACUGCAAACCACAAUUUCUUAUAAAAUUAAAUAACAUCUUAAAGCUGAGCUUUACAAAGCUUUGGCUGCUUGUGCACUUCAGAUAUUCAGGAUUUCAGAUGUUCAGAAUUACAGAUAUUUACAAUAUUCAGAUUACAAUGAGAAUUGCAGUUUUACUGGAAUUUUCAGAGGGAUUUUUUACCACUUCCCAUAAAUAUCUUUACAGAACUCUGGCUGGAAUUCCAACCAUUGCAGAAAUGGAUCACAAGUUGAUUUUCAGAGUGUUUUCUGGUUUGGCUUUAGGAAUUUCCCUGCUAUUGUUCAGGAGAAGCUGUGAUGACAGAAUUCCUGUUUCAGUCAUUUUUGUCACUCCUUAAUAUGCACACACUGGGAUUCUGUAACUUUUUCCUAUUCAUUGUUUAAUUAAUUAAGGAAGGCAACCCAACCAAAAAGAGAAAAUUAAAAUCUUGGUCUGUAUCUUAAUCCAAGUUCUCAUCCUCCUGAAGACAUUAAGUGCAAUACUGGAAAUGAAGACAUGAAUUUAAGCCCACAAGCUUUAAUCAGUGCUGGGAUUUGUGAUUUGUCCAGGUUAACAAUAUUUUCAUUGUCCCAAGCAGUCUUUGUUUACAAGGAUUUAGCUGCUCUUGCCCAACCUGGGCUCAUUUUUGGGAGAAGCAGAAGAAUUGUGCAGGUGGAUGGCAGAAGGGUGUAAUCUAAAAUCUGGGUUAUAUAAUGUGACUGAUUCUCUUUUCUGGGCCUGUAGCUUCAGAAAUUUUGCAACAAAAAAUGGGAGUGGCUGAUCUACUAAAUCCAUGUGUGAGAGGACUGAGGAUUUUUGUGUAGAAUUGUAUGUAAACUAUGGAAUACUGUUUUUUUUUUCCUUUAGGAUAUUUCUUUAGAUCUGCUUUAUAUAUGGGCAGGCCAGAGUUUUGCUAACACAUAUUUUUCUGUGCUCCCUUAGCUUUUUUUUUUGCCACUUUUCCACCCUCACACCCCCAAAUCCCUGUGUUUGUGAGCAGUAAAUGGCCUCCUGUCCAUCUGAAUAUUGGAGGAAUGGUGGGACAGUUGAGGGAUAUUUAUUUAAAAUUAGAAUUGUUAACUAUUUUUUACAUUGCUGUGAAAAAAAACAUGACAAGACCAAUUUUUUUUAACAUUCUCUUUAUAUCCAUUGUGGAGUGGUUCUUAACAGGGAACAAAGGGAGGUCUCAUAUGAAACUGGGUGGCCAAAUCCACAGCAUACAAAAUGUUUUUGCAUCUGUUUUACGCUUGUGAAAUAGGAAGGCAAAAAAAAGAAAAUAAAAAUAGGAAAAUAAGAAAAUUUUAAAAAAGGAAAACAACCCUUAUGAAGCACUCAAAAAUGACAUGAAAAGGUGUUUAUGCUGCUGAGCUCAAGAGCUUAAAAAAAAUCUAAAAAUAACUUCUAGACUUGGUGUAGACUUUUAACUUGAAUACCCAAUAUUCUGCACAGGAAUCUGAAAUGUAUUCCUUGCUGAACUUCCAUCCUCCUCAGAGGAAAGUGAAGGUGCUGCCAGCUUUGAUCUGGGGAGCCUUUGUGCCAUAAACAGAUCCUCUGUGGUCCUUGUGCUGGAUUUUUAAUUUAAAAUUUUAUUUUAACCUAUAAUGAGGGAUCAGUUCUGCAUCUAUGAGAGUGCAAGUUCUUUUGUUUUUUUUUUAAGCACUUCAGGUUUAAUUACCUUAAAAGCAGUGAAUUAUUGCAGGAAUUUCUGCAUCACCCCUUUUGAGGGACUUUUUUUUUUUUUUUAAGUUUUGGUAAUUCUGCUUGGGAGACACCUCAUGAUGUAAUACAUAUGCAAAUACCUGAAUUUGUUAUUGUGAGUAUUUUUGGUUGGCAGUAGCACCUAAACCUGGCCUUGGAGGAGUGUUAGAAUUCCAGCAAACUGAAGGAUGUGGGGAUCUUAAAGUGCUCUGAGAGCUUUGUUAAACCCUGAUGUGGAUUUUAAACUGCUCUGAGAGCUUUGUUAAACCCUGAUGUGGAUUUUAAACUGCUCUGAGAGCUUUGUUAAACCCUGAUAAAUUUUCCCAGUGAGCUGAUUUCCAGUGUCCUGAGCACUGGUUUUUAGAAAUAAGGGAGUGGGAGUGAAUUCAUUCCCCAGGGACAAUCCUCACUACCUCUAAAGGAAACUUUGAGAUCCCAAUCCCCACUCCCCCAUUUGUCAGAUGAUUCCCAGUUAAUGACUCUAACUGGAUCCCCUCAGCCCCUUCUUUGCUUUAACAGCUACAAUUCCACCUGCAGGAAAUUUCUCUCUUCUCUGCUGCACCCUCAGAUUUGUUUGCCAGGUGAUUACACAGCCUGUUUUAAACUUAUUAUUAAACUAAUAAUUUAAUAUCACAGUGUGGUGACUGCUGGUUGCUAAAGAAUCUUUUUUAUAAAAUCUCAUUACUCUCAAAAAUACCUGAAUAAAUGUAUUAAACAGAGGAAACAAUCAUCUAAUUUCACUCUUCUGCUUUAUUUUUUUUUUCUAAUGACUGUUAAGAAAUAUAAAUUCUUACUUCUUUUAAGGGCUUACAUAGGAAUAUGUAUUCAGCCUAACAACUCUGUUUUGGGCCUUGCUGUGAGCUACAUGAUCCCUCAUUUGUUUUGGUUUUUGGGGUUUUUUUUCCCUAAAAAGCUAAUUACUGAUAUAAUUAAAGAUUUUGUAGCUUCACUUGGCAUUUGCAAGCCCUGAGAGCCCUCAUUCCCAGGUUUAUCCUCACUGCUCAUUAUUCAGAGAUGACAGGGGACAUGAUGAGGGGGAUGAUGGAAAAAUUCUGACAGAGCUGGCUGUUCCCAUUGCAGAGCUGAUUUCUUUCACUUCUUUUCAUUUACCCUGGACAAUUUAUAGACCCCACUGGCUUAAAGAUGUGGUUGGCAUUACUGAGCCCUCAAGAUGUUUUUAGGUUUUUCACACACAGAACAGAAGACCCAGGAUAGUUCUAAGUUUUGGGCUAUGAAAAAAAGCAAAACAAAAAACCCUCCAAUCUUUCAUUAUCUUUCUGCAAAUAAGCUGAUUUCAGAGGAGAAUUCUGUUCUGUUAUUAUCUCCUGUAUAUAAUUCUCUAACUGGAAAUCACUUUCCAGAACAGCAGUUUGUAGUCAUUUUACUUACACAGGCUUAGUAUAAGUUUACCUCCACUUUCACUGUGACUUUUAUAAAUGGAUUUUGUUUUGCUGAAUUAUAAAUUGUAUGUGUCUAUGCAUUGUAACCCGUAAUGCCUUUGAAAAUCCAGCCUGGAUGCUAAUGAUCAGGGUUUGGAAUUAUCUCCAAAUGUGUUUUGUUAAUAAUUAUGUUGAUGUGUGCUGUUUAAUACUGUGAGUACUGCAGUGUAUUAUUUCUUAAUACCUUUGACUUUUCAGUUCAGGUAAUAUAAAGUCUGUAUGUUUUUUAUUUAAAACACAUAGAAGAAAAUGUGGAUAUAAAGGUUGUGUUGUGCAAUAAAAGAUUAUGAUACUGAAGACUGUUGGAA